Molecule: messenger RNA, 1594 nt
Organism: Tachysurus vachellii
Lineage: Eukaryota; Metazoa; Chordata; Actinopteri; Siluriformes; Bagridae
Product: aquaporin-1-like
Exons: 4
Coding region: 139-924 (261 amino acids)
Biological process (GO): carbon dioxide transmembrane transport; hyperosmotic response; renal water transport
Cellular component (GO): membrane
Molecular function (GO): carbon dioxide transmembrane transporter activity; ammonium channel activity; water channel activity
Source: RefSeq, a predicted model, not a curated record
CACACUCACACACUCACACAGCGACCCCUAUUCGAGACCCCCACUUACACACACACUUUCUUUCUCUCUCUCUCUCACACACACACACACACACACACACACACACACACACACACACACACAGAGCAUCUGAAAACCAUGAAUGAGCUGAAGAGCAAAGUGUUUUGGAGAGCUGUGCUGGGCGAGCUGGUGGGGAUGACACUCUUUAUCUUCCUCAGCAUCGCCGCUGCCAUCGGGAACACCAACAACACGAACCCGGAUCAGGAGGUGAAGGUGUCUCUGGCAUUUGGGUUGGCCAUCGCCACGCUGGCUCAGAGUCUGGGUCACAUCAGCGGUGCUCACCUGAACCCGGCCGUCACCCUCGGCUUGCUGGUCAGCUGUCAGAUCAGCUUCGUCCGUGCCGCCUUCUACAUCCUGGCUCAAAUGCUGGGUGCCUCCAUGGCCAGCGGCAUCCUGUUUGCCGUCCGGCCCCAGAACUCCACGGCGCUCGGGGUCAACGCGCUGAACAGCAUCAGUGCACCACAGGGGAUCGUUGUGGAGAUGCUUGCCACCUUCCAGCUUGUGCUGUGUGUGUUAGCCGCUACAGAUAAGCGGCGGCGUGAUGUUGCAGGUUCGGUUCCUCUGGCCAUCGGACUCUCCGUGGCUCUGGGUCACCUCACCGCCAUCAGCUUCACAGGAUGUGGCAUUAACCCGGCUCGAUCCUUCGGCCCUGCUCUCAUCACCAGCGACUUCACCGACCACUGGGUUUACUGGGUGGGGCCGAUGUGCGGGGGUGUGGCCGCUGCACUCACCUACGACUUCCUGCUUUACCCAAAGAUGGCAGAUUUUCCAGACCGCCUGCGAGUGCUGGUGUCUGGACCACCGACUGAUUACGACGUCAAUGGGCGGGACGACCUGCCGGCUGUGGAGAUGUUGUCGAAGUGAUGAAGAAACACGAGUCUUUAUUGUUCCAGUCACUGGAAAAUGAGUCUCGAACGAGAUGAUUUAUAUUUUUCUGUGGUCAAAACCCUGAUUUUGAUUUAAAUUUUUUUUAUUUUUUUUAUUUUUCAUACUUUAGAUUUUCCCAUAAUGCAUUACUGAGACCUUAUAAUUAUUUUACCGUUCAUUUAAAUUCCAAACACUGGCACAAAAAGCGUGAGAGAUUAAUUAGCAAGUCGAGUAAAUUAGCUUGCAAACCAACUAGCCACAAAAGAGGGGCUGUAAUUAAAAACAUCACAUGAUUCGAGUUCAUUUCUCGAGUAUAUCAUACUCUAAAAACUUACAUUACCUGUAAAUAUCUCUUAGUUUUCUGACAAAUUACUUUUUUCCUACAAAAAAAAAUGUUUGUCGCAGCAAAAUGUAACUUCAUAUUUUGUAGUUUAGUUUUAUUUUUCUCACUUUUUCGAUUCCUGCUUUUCGUAUGUACCUGAUUUUUUUUUAUAGAAACUUUUUCCUCAGUAGUUUCUUUCUUUUUUUUUUGUAUUUUUUUGUAAACAGUAUUUUUUCUAUGUAAAUGAUUGUAUUGUUUUACGUUUUGUACUUGAAUAACCCGAGCACUAUGAAUUUCGUUUCCUUCACUUUUUUGUACGUAAAUAAAUAAAAUGACCUAAAGUUA